Molecule: messenger RNA, 525 nt
Organism: Anopheles maculipalpis
Lineage: Eukaryota; Metazoa; Arthropoda; Insecta; Diptera; Culicidae
Exons: 2
Coding region: 1-525 (174 amino acids)
Source: RefSeq, a predicted model, not a curated record
AUGGCAGAAACAAAGUAUUCGUGUCACAUUUCCAACCUCAAGGAAUUAAAAGAUAAAAUGAGCACAAUGUAUAAGAUACAAUCCGAUGAGCAGCAGCAGGAAAUACCUUCGCAGUGGGAAACAAUUUACUGUAAUGUAAAAAGUGUGAUUGACCAACUUAAAAUACAUAACCUGAAAGCUCAAGGUUUGCAGCACACCGAACCGUGGUCCGAAAAGGAUAUGGUAAAUUUAAUAAAGAUCCUUGAGCUGACCUACACUUGCUUGAAGGAUUGCGGUUACAUCAACCAGUUCACAGAGGUUCACGAUGAAAUGAGCAAGGCGAGCAGUACCACAGCCCAGCAGCCUACAUUUGGUGAACAAAUGGCCAAACUCAAGCAACAGAUUGAUCUUGUAUCGUUCGAAGUAACUAAGCUAAGGAAAGUGAAAGAGGCUCUCGAUAACAUCUACUCUAAUUAUAAUAUGGAACUCGCUGUAUCAUCAAGUGAGCAGAAUAAUGAAGAAGAAGCAGAUGAUGUUUUUAAUUGA